GGAAGCUCUGGUGGAGUUUAUGGGGGGUAUAUAUGUCGACAUGGGGAGACAGCAUUUUGCGGGGUCGAUGUUCGGCUUUGCUAUCGUGUUGAAUUUUUAUCAUUCUUCACCUACUAAUUCAAAAUAUCAACCAAAAUGACGAACGCAAGUAGCGAGAGAGCAGACGAAAAGGACUGGGGAGACGAGAAAAUCGAAGAUGUCGGCCAGCCGGCGCUCAAUAAUAUCGACUACGAUGAAGAGUACACCUACCAGGAACAGCGCAAGAUAAUUCAUCGCAUCGAUCGACGACUGGUCACGAUGACCGGACUCUCAUAUUGUAUCUCGUUGAUGGACCGGACGAACUUGAGUAUGGCAGCUGUGGCUGGCAUGACAAAAGAUCUGGCGCUGGAUGUCGGAUAUCGAUAUUCUCUCGUGGUUCUUAUGUUCUUCGUCCCCUAUAUCAUAUUUCAGCCUCCGAUGACCGUGAUAACGAGGAAGUUGGGUCCUACCUACUUCUUGGGAAGCAUCAUCGUCGCAUGGGCUGCGAUUAUGGUCGGAAUGGGUUUCACGAAGAAUUGGAAGGACAUGCUUGUCUGUCGUAUACUCCUCGGUCUCCUGGAAGCAGGCUAUUUUCCCGGUUGCGUGUACCUUCUGUCCAGUUGGUACGUCCGAUACGAUGUUCAAAAACGCUUUUCUAUAUUCUACCUGAUCGGCUGCGUAGCAUCAGCACUGUCUGGUAUUCUCGCCUUCGGACUGAUGCAAGCCGAUGGUCGCGAAGGGUUGGAAGGUUGGCGUUGGAUCUUCGUCUUGGAAGGAGUGAUCACCGGCGUGAUAGGCAUCCUUGCAUUGGUCUUUCUAGUCGACUUCCCAGACAGAGCACAUAAAUCAUGGAGAUUCUUGACUGAGAAAGAAUGUGCCUUCAUUGUCCGACGUAUCAAUCGGGACCGCUCCGAUGGUGAUUCUGAGCCAUUCAGUCUAAAGCGGUUCUUGAAGCCUGCUCUGGACUUGAAGAUUUGGGGAUUCGCGAUGAUUUUCCUUUGUGUCACUGCCGUCACUUAUGCCAUCGCGUACUUCCUCCCAAUCAUCCUUCGUGAAGGUAUGGGCUACGACAUCGGCGCUUCGCAAUGCCUAGUCGCACCACCCUACGGCUUUGCCGGUAUCGUCAUGUUCGCUGGUGCAUGGGUAGGAGACAAGUACCGUGUGCGAGGAGCCAUUGUUGCAUUCAACGCUUUGCUAUGCAUCCUUGGCCUGCCUAUGAUGGGAUUUGCGACGGGAAAUGCCACUCGCUACACAGGCGUGUUUUUCGCCGUGGCCGGAUCGAAUGCAAAUAUCCCGGCAACAAUGGCAUACCAAGCUAACAACAUUCGAGGACAAUGGACUCGUGCGCUGUCCAGUGCCACGCUGGUCGGGUUUGGGGGUAUUGGUGGGAUUGUGAGUAGUGUAGCAUUUCGGUCGCAGGAUGCGCCGGAGUAUAGGCCGGGGAUGUGGACGACCAUUGCAUGCAAUCUCUUGAUCCUGGCCAUUGUCCCGGCUCUCAGCGUGUGGUUCCGGUAUUGUAAUAAGCAAGCAGACUGUGGUAAGCGGGUUAUUGAAGGGGCACCAGACUUUCGAUAUACUAUAUAGGGCUGGGAUAGAUUGGACCGUGCAUCGAGCACAGUUGUUCUAUGCUGCAGAAUAGGAAGACCACCAUAUGCCAAUAUAAGCCUUUUAGAAAACCGGUUCCCUCGCGUUAGUUUCCUUCUCUUAUUGCUUGCCAGAGUACUCUGUACCUACGAGCGCAUGAUCUAACGCGUUAAAUUAAUAUAAGCUUGUGCAAUGCGGUUUCCAUUACUUUGGACCUCCCACCGCAGUGAGCGAAUAUAUCCACGGGUAGACCAAUGUAGCGAUGGUCACUCUAUUCGAUGUACCCUAGAUACUCCAUACCCCGGAAUGACGACUUGUGAGAUAUCCCUAUUCCGAUCUUCUGGCCUUGAAUACUUGUAAACCGACGAGCUGCAAAAGCACGCACCGUGCGACGUGACAGUUCGUUUCUGCGAUAAGGAUUUGCGCUCAGCUGCUGCAGGAAGCUGCAUAACCUGCAGAUGGUCUAUGUAUUUGUAUACAAACGGAGUACUAUGUAUGA
Messenger RNA from Aspergillus glaucus CBS 516.65, 2101 nucleotides. RefSeq names its product putative phthalate transporter. Gene Ontology annotation, biological process: transmembrane transport. The record is from RefSeq and is a predicted model, not a curated record. The transcript has 8 exons. NCBI's taxonomy places the organism in Eukaryota, Fungi, Ascomycota, Eurotiomycetes, Eurotiales, Aspergillaceae. The coding region runs from base 136 to 1602 and encodes 488 amino acids. Gene Ontology annotation, molecular function: transmembrane transporter activity. Gene Ontology annotation, cellular component: membrane.